AUGAAGAAAGCGAGGGUUCUGCUAAAACCCUCUUUGCUCCCCAGUUGCUUAACCAGAGCCAAGUACUUCUUCUCAUCUGUUUCUCAGUUACCCUCUAUCUCUCACCAGAUGGAGACGGAUCCUUCGUCGGGUUCGGAGCGUUACUGUUAUGAUCCAGUGUUGCGAUGGGAUCCCCAAGUUGAAGACUACUUCAAUAAAGCUUAUGGAACUGACCACUUUGCUCGCAUUUCAAAGGCUCUCACGCGCCCAUCUUCCUACUCCUGCAUUCGGGUGAACACAGUUAAAACAACAAGUGACGCGGUUAUUGAAAAGCUUACGAAAAUCUUAAACGACUCCGAAGAUGGCUUGAAGCUAGUGCAACCUGAUGGAAGUAGCCCCAUCUCCAAGUGUCAGAUUCCUGGUUUGGAAUAUGUUGUUUUUGUCAAUGGUUCUGGACCACAUAAAAUUCAAUAUGACUUUGGCCUUGAAAACCCUCCGAAAGAGGUACUAGUGAGCAGGAAGUGUGCUGAAGCAGUUCUUAGAGGAGCCCAGGUCUAUGUUCCAGGUGUACUGGCUUGCACUGCACACGUUGAGAAAGGAGAUGCAGUUGCUGUCUGUGUAGCUAUCGAACAACCUGGCGAUGAAGGUGACUGGAGUGUUAAUAUGACUCGUGGGACCACCCUUCAGGGUCUACCGAAAGAUCCUUUCUAUUGUGAACGCAGUGGACUAUAUAUCGGCAUGGGCACUACUAUGCUGUCAAGGGCUGGGAUGUUUCGUGUUUCUCAUGGAGUUGCGGUAGAUUUGAGUAAUAGAGUUUUCAGAUUGCCUUCUUUCCAUAAUGUCCUCGAGGGGGAAAUAUUUCUCCAAAACCUACCAAGUAUUGUUGCUGCUCAUGCUCUUGAUCCUCAGAAAGGGGAGAGGAUAUUAGAUAUGUGUGCAGCACCAGGAGGGAAGACUACUGCAAUUGCUAUACUUAUGAAGGAUGAGGGAGAGAUAGUGGCAGCAGAUAGAUCUCAUAACAAAGUGCUGGAUGUCCAGAAAUUGUCAGCUGAGAUGGGCUUAAGUUGCAUAACAACGUGUAAAUUGGAUGCGCUAAAGUCUGUUUGUCUUCCAAACACACUCAAUGAUUCAAAAACAGUAGUUAACGGUGACAAUAGUGGUUCUAUGACAUCAAACAAGGAAAUGGCAUUCGAUGCUUCUAGAAGACCUGAGGCUGAAAAAUCGUGUGAGAAAACUGCCACCACUGAACAGUCAAAUGGAGGGGAUAAUGUUAGCCAAGCUGAAGUCAGGAAGAAUAAGGGAAGGCUGAAAAAUGGUCGCGGAAGAACUCAAACCCAAGGUGGAAGGGCUGGAACCUCACAAGGUUUCCCGCCUAAUAGUUUUGAUAGGGUCCUUUUAGAUGCUCCUUGUUCUGCUCUUGGCCUGAGACCUCGUCUUUUCGCUGGACUGGAGACUGUAAUAUCUUUGAGAAACCAUGGAAGGUACCAGCGGAAAAUGUUUGACCAGGCUGUUCAAUUGGUUCGCGUUGGUGGAAUUCUUGUAUACUCAACAUGCACAAUUAACCCUAGCGAGAACGAGGCCGUGGUUCGCUAUGCUCUUGACAAAUACAAAUUUCUUUCUUUAGCACCACAGCAUCCUAGGAUUGGAGGCCCUGGUCUAGUUGGUCGAUGUGAAUUCCCGGACGGAUAUAUCGAGGAGUGGUUAAAAUCAGGUGAAGAAGAAAUGGUUCAGAAAUUCGACCCGUCAUCGGAGCUCGAUACCAUCGGGUUCUUUAUAGCUAAAUUCAGCGUCGGCUCCAAGGAUUAAAAUGCUGAUCCCUGAUCCAAGAAAUUCCACACAAAAAAUUGUGGUUUAUACAUUGUUUUUGAACCCGAGAUUGGUAUUUUUAUUGAUCUUGUUUACUAAAUGAGAUGGGAAGACAUUUCU
Molecule: messenger RNA, 1905 nt
Organism: Eutrema salsugineum
Lineage: Eukaryota; Viridiplantae; Streptophyta; Magnoliopsida; Brassicales; Brassicaceae
Product: putative methyltransferase NSUN6
Exons: 12
Coding region: 1-1785 (594 amino acids)
Biological process (GO): RNA methylation
Molecular function (GO): methyltransferase activity; RNA binding
Source: RefSeq, a predicted model, not a curated record